AUGUUACCAGUGGACAGCAGACUUCUAAACUUACAAAUCUACAGACUUCUGCAGUGUGUUCACCAAAAAGACAAGAAGCAAAUAGAAAAGCUGGUCCAGCAUGGACUCCCAAAUCUCAUUAAUUCCACAGAGCCUAUGGAAGGAUAUAGUGCCCUUCAUUUGGCCUGCAUGAAGAAUGACAUUGACAUGUGCAGCUUCUUGCUGGAGCUGGGAGCUCACCCAGAUGUCCAAGAUAAAAUGGGACGUACUCCAGCAAUGAAGGCAGCUGAACUAGGCCAUGAGUUGAUUUUGGAAUUACUAGCAAAUGCUAAAGCAGACAUGACUGCUGUGGAUAAUGAAGGGAAAGGCAUUUUGUUUUACUGCAUUUUACCUACAAAGCGGCACCACCUCUGUGCAAAGAUUGCCUUGGAUUAUGGUGCAGAUGUUAACAACUGUACUACUGUUGAGAAGCCUUUACUUGUACAAGCCUGUGAGCAAGCUAAUGGUAUUGAAGAAAUAUGUCUGAAUUUUUUGAAAAGAGGAGCAAAUCCCAGUGCGAGAAACCCAGCUACGGGUCGCACAGCCUUAAUGGAAGCUGCAAGAGAAGGUGUUCUGGAGGUGGUGCGGGGUCUACUUGAGAGAGGAGCUGAUGUUAAUUUAUUUGACUUUGAAAGACACAGUGCUGCACAUUUCGCAGCCAAAGGUGGCUUUUUUGAGGUUUUGAGGAUUAUUUCAUCUUAUAAUGGAGACUUGGGCCUGAUUGCUAUGAAUGGUAACACACCGCUUCAUUACGCUGCAGAGGGAGGAUUUACAGAUUGCUGCAAGUUUAUAGGACAAAGAGGCUGUGAUCCUACGUGGAAAAACCUGCUAACAAAAACUCCGAGAGCCGUUGCCAAGGAAGGCGGCUUUAAAGCAGCAGUAAGAGAACUGCGUAAAAUUGAAAACACUUUUAAAAAACAGUCCAAACCUGAUGCUGAGGAGCAAAACCCCCGUUGGGCACUGAGGCUCUACGACUGGUCUUUGGAGCACCAGGCUGCCCUCCUCAAGGAGUUUGAGGCUGUCGACCAAGGAGACGGGACUGUUGCUACAGAUGAUUUUAUAUCAGUUAUUCAGAAGCACUGUGCCUUUGUGGAUGAGGAACAAAUAAAAAGCAUUGCUGAAGUGCAUGAAGUACCUGACACUGAGGGAAUCAAGAUAGAAGAAUUCUUUAAAGGCUCUAAAUACUUGCAGAAAAACUGUCUUAUAACGUCCUUUGGACCCAAAAAGAAAAAGGGGAAGAAAGGCAAGAAACGAAGAGGCAAAAAAGGCAUCCCUAUCCCCGUGCCUAUUUGUGUUAUUCCAGAGGAUUCAUUUCCACGUGGGGAAGAUGGCUUACCAGUGUAUAUGAUUGAAGUUUUUCAGAACAAUGCUGAUACCUACUUAUGUAACCGAGACCACCCAUCUGCCCACCCUGUGCAUGAUGAUCGUGCCUGGUAUAUAGACGAGCCAAGGAAAAUGUACAUGAAUAUUAACUACCUUGUCAAAGCAGGAGACAUUCUGUCUCUGCAGAAAGCAUUUGAGGAGGGUGUGCCAAUAGACAUAAAAGAUAAAUACUACAAAACACCUUUGAUGUCUGCAUGUGGUAGUGGGAACAUAGAUGUUGUGCAGUAUCUUCUGGAAAAAGGAGCUGAUGUAAAUGCAACAGACAAUUUCCUGUGGACUCCCCUCCAUCAUGCUUGCUACAAUGGGCACCUGGAUAUUGCUGAACUGCUGGUGAAGGCUGGAGCAGCAGUGGAUGCACCUGCAAUAGGCAAUACAACCCCACUAAUGAGAGCCAUUGAGCUCUGCAGGUUGGAUAUGGUCUAUUUUUUCAUCAGUGUGGGUGCUGACAUCCAGAUGACAAACAGCAAUGGAAAGAAUGCUCUUGAUAUUGCGAAAGCAUUUGCAGAUUCUAGAAUAAUUGAUCUGCUCCAGAAGGAAGUAGAAAAUUUGCCAGAAGUACCAGAAAAAAAAGAAGGCAAGAGAGAAGCUGAGAAGUCACCUUCUACACCGGUGCCUGUAGAGACACAAGCUGAGAAACCUUCACAGAUAUCUUGGCCACUUGUAGAAAAAUCCAGACAUGAAGAGGCACCACAUUCUUUUAAGGAUAGUGUUACUUAUCUGAGCUCUUUGAUAACCAGUGGUGCUACUAAAGGAGAAGACAUCACGUUCAAACCCAGAAUAAUUUGGACCCCUGAAGCUGCAACUCAGGAGCUAGUAAGAAAGCAAGAAUUGCUCCGUGAUCGCUUUGCUCUUGGUGGCCAUUCAGAAGGCUCCACAACCGUCUUUGAUAGAACAUUUACGGAACAAACCUGCUAGUUGGAAGA
Calypte anna (Anna's hummingbird) is the source of this 2324-nucleotide messenger RNA. RefSeq names its product ankyrin repeat and EF-hand domain containing 1 (gene ANKEF1). The record is from RefSeq and is a predicted model, not a curated record. Lineage: Eukaryota; Metazoa; Chordata; Aves; Apodiformes; Trochilidae. The coding region runs from base 1 to 2316 and encodes 771 amino acids. The transcript has 9 exons. Gene Ontology annotation, molecular function: protein binding.